CACUGAAUGACGCACCCUAAUGUUAUCACGUGAUGGCAAGUCUAGACCAGGAAGUAAACAUACAGUACAAACGUCGUGUUGAACAGCUAAAAUGUGAAGAAUUGCCUAAAAGCCCAUUAACACUGGUCAAGGUCAUUAACUAUGGACCCAAGGACUUGGGCCCAGGAUGUGUUACGGUGUCGUCUCUGUGAGACCCCAUGCCCCCCUAUGUACUGUGAUAUUUGUCGCAUUAAUCUAUGUAAAGCCUGUGUGGGGGAACAUCUCUCUGAUGAUUCAGUAGAACACAAAGUGGUGACAUUUAAAAAGCGAGGAUCUACUAAGAAAUGUCCAAAACAUUCCUCCAAUAUAAGUGUACUUUACUGUGAACAAUGUGACAUUCCAAUCUGUGUGCAGUGUGCUUCUUCUAAAGAACACAAAGGUCAUGAAUUUGUUGACAUUGUCAAAAUACUGGAAAGACAAAAGAAAUUUUUAAAGAAAGAUUUACAAGAAUUAGAGAAAUCAAUCUAUCCUAAAUAUCAAGAAAUUGCCGCUAACUUACCAAUUCAGAAAGCAGAGCUGAGUAACAAUUCUAAGAAAUUAACAACAGCUAUUGAUAAGCAUGGAGAAGACUUGCACAGAGAAAUAGACACCAUUAUCCAGAAACUGAAAUCAGAUAUUGUUGAAUUGGACUCCAAACACCUAGCUCUCAUAAAUAAUCAAGAAAAUGGAAUCACACGCACCAUUUAUGAAAUCAAACAGAGCAUUGCUGAUCUGAAGGAAAUACUAGACUACAAUGAUGUCAGCCGUGUCUCUGCCUACAGAUCCAGGAAUGCUGAAUUCAGAAGAUUACCCCCUAAACUCUCAGUAUCCUUACCAAGUUUUACCCCUCAGAAAAUCAACAAAGAACAGCUUUAUCAGCAAUUUGGUUCUCUGUCAGCGUUAUCCAUUAAAUCAAAAGAACAAAUCUACACCACGAAAUCUUCUGGUGCCGAUUCUUCUCCCCCGGGCAAACCUCUCAUUGAUGUACCACGGAUCAUAACAGAUAUUGACACUCGGUAUGAUUUUUUAAAUGAUUCAUCAUUACUUAAUGUGUCUUGUCUAAGUGAUGAACAUAUAUGGACGAGUGGUUCUGAGGACAAAAUGAUGAGGCUCUACAAUAUCCAUGGGGAGUUACUGAAGUCAGUCAAAACCAAGUCAGGGAACGAUCCAUGGGACAUAGCAGUGACAAGGAGUGGGGAUCUAGUUUAUAUUGAUUACCAUGAUAGAACUGUGAACAUUGUGAAGAAUAAACAGGUACAGACAGUGAUCAGACUAUGGAGGACACCUCUCGGUGUCUGUAGUACCUCCUCUGGUGACUUCCUGGUUGUCAUGGUCAGUGAUAAUGAUCAAACGAUAACACAAGUUGUGCGUUACUCUGGCUCCACAGAGAAACAAAGAAUUCAGUACAAUGAAAUAAAACCACCAUUCUCUGACGGUUUUCCCCGAAUGAACACUAAAUGCAUCAGUGAGAACAUAAACCUAGAUAUCUGUAUCGCAGACUGUGUCGCCUGUGCAGUAGUGGUGAUGAAUCAGGCCGGGAAACUCCGGUUUACCUACACUGGUCCUCCUUCAACUCAAUGGGGAUCAUAUGAUCCAUCCGGCAUCACAACAGACAGCCAGGGUCGGAUCCUGACAGCAGACUGCUGCAGCAACUAUAUCCACAUCCUGGAUCAGGACGGAAAGUUCCUUCGAUACAUUGACAACUGUGAUUUAGUCAGUCCCUGGGGCUUAUGUGUGGACACUAGAGACAACCUCUUUGUGGCUCUCCAGAAAUCAUGUAAAGUGAAGAAAAUCCAGUAUUGCACAUAUACAAACUUUAAAUAAACUGCAAUGUUGUACGUACAUGUCUAAAUAACGAUAGAGUGACUGUGAAUGGUUAAUAGAUGAAUCAGUUUAUAUGUUAUAUAUCAACAAACUGACUGUAUAUAUAUUGUAUCUAUUAAUGUAAGCAGACUAAGUCUGUUCAAAGAUAUUUAUGCAGCACAUUUUGCCAAUUUUGAAUAAAAAUGCACAUACCUGUGAAAGAAGAUA
Molecule: messenger RNA, 2049 nt
Organism: Magallana angulata
Lineage: Eukaryota; Metazoa; Mollusca; Bivalvia; Ostreida; Ostreidae
Exons: 2
Coding region: 142-1842 (566 amino acids)
Biological process (GO): positive regulation of DNA-templated transcription
Cellular component (GO): chromatin; nucleoplasm
Molecular function (GO): protein binding; zinc ion binding; ubiquitin-protein transferase activity
Source: RefSeq, a predicted model, not a curated record